UUUUGACCAGGGUCUAUAGGACUGUAGUGCACCCCUUUUCACUCUGUAGCGUUCUAUAUAAGGACUAGGGAGGCCUCCUUGAUGUUUUCAAACCUAUUCUAGAAAACAGUUCAAAUCUUAUUAAAUCUCCUGUCUUCUGCACAUCUCUGAGCAGUUUAACCCAAUACUCUAACCACACUUAAAUAUUUAGAUUGCCGUUGGUAAAUAGGUGCAUAAUCCCUCAUUCAAAUGGCAACCUAUUCCCAUUAUUAGGGCACUCCUUUUGACCAGACCAUGUGGGAAUAGGGUCCCAUUUCAGACAAACCACUUAAUCUACUAUAAUAGUGGUGUGACCCUUAUCAAUCUUCCCCUACUCCAUCAUUGGUUCUCAGCGUUCUGAAGCGCCGAAGAUCAUCCAAUCGACAUUUAGCUUGACGUCAAAGAAAAGUAAAAUAUCACAAAUCAGCAUUUUCAAUAUGACUAAUCAUUUUCAGUGUUUUACUCUGGGUGUUUUUCUCUUUAUAUUCACUUGCAUAUUUUCCGUUGAUAAAUGGAAACUUUUUUACCAGAAUAAUGAACAGCACACCUGAAUUGGUGGUUUGGGAUUACUGGUAUUGAAGCACAUAUGUGCUUCUAUGGUGGCGAUCAACGCACAAUCUCGAAACUCUUUCCGAAAGACUUGGUCAUAUAAAAGGUCUGAGAAGAUUAUAUUUUUGGAGGUGCAUUUCUUCUCAUCAUCAUGAGUCUCAGCCUGUUGACAUUUCUCUGUCUCGGUCUUUACCUCCCAGUGUGGAAUGCCCUGAGGGUCACCCAGCCAUACCGUGUGGUGAGUCAUCGUGGUGAGGUGGAGCUGUUCUGCUCCUACCACCACACAGGGAGACAUGAACCGGAGGAGCUACGGAUCACUCUGUACCGGGGGAUGUACGGGGAGCAGGAAGAUCAGAAGGUGUGCACCUCCUCCUUCCCCCACAACAACACAGCCUUCCAGGUGGAGGGAGAGAGGAAGGUGCGUUGUCGGGGCCAGUUAAGGCCAGGCAAGGUGAACCUGACUAUCUCUGGUCUCAGGGGUAACGACACUGACCUGUACCGAUGUGCCAUAGAAGUCCUGUAUCCUCCGCCAUACCUGAGGACGUUUGGGAAUGGUACCCUACUCUAUAUAACAGAGGAACCAGGGUGCUUUACCCCAGAGGCCCAGAGAAGAGAUGAUGUAACAGGAGAAACAUCCGUCAGACUACCCUUAGCAGGACUGGCCGCAGUAUUAAUAGUAAUCUCUGCCAUUGCUAUCCUCCUCGUUCAUCAGGUUCUACAGAGGAAGAGAAGAUUUGAAGCAAUAGUACCAAGGAUGUCACAGAAUGAUGGAAGAUUUGAUUAUGGAAACUUCCAAUGAAGAAUUUUUUAAAUACUAAUCUAUAUGUUUCAUUGUGUUGUAAUAUAAAGAAAUAGUGAAAUCAAGUCUACGACUAGUCUCAAAUAAAUUAUUUGUUUUUGAUCAA
This is a messenger RNA of Oncorhynchus kisutch (coho salmon), 1472 nucleotides long. It is a transcript of the gene cd28, whose product is annotated as CD28 molecule. Gene Ontology annotation, cellular component: external side of plasma membrane. Lineage: Eukaryota; Metazoa; Chordata; Actinopteri; Salmoniformes; Salmonidae. Gene Ontology annotation, biological process: T cell receptor signaling pathway; regulation of T cell proliferation. The transcript has 4 exons. The record is from RefSeq and is a predicted model, not a curated record. The coding region runs from base 719 to 1366 and encodes 215 amino acids.